This is a messenger RNA of Lytechinus variegatus (green sea urchin), 2032 nucleotides long. RefSeq names its product trypsin-3-like. The transcript is spliced from 8 exons. Gene Ontology annotation, biological process: proteolysis. The coding region runs from base 308 to 1372 and encodes 354 amino acids. Gene Ontology annotation, molecular function: serine-type endopeptidase activity. The record is from RefSeq and is a predicted model, not a curated record. Lineage: Eukaryota; Metazoa; Echinodermata; Echinoidea; Temnopleuroida; Toxopneustidae.
CAUUCAUCAACUCCAGACAAUCAUGACGAAUCCUCUUAACAAAUACUGAUAACUACAGUAAUCUACCAGUAUAGUCUGCGUUUGUUUCCGUGUUUACAACAACAGUCCCGAGUCAGAUGAUCUGUGACUAUAGCUCCAACACUAAAUUUAAGACAUUAUCGGACACAAAAAAGUUAAAAAUGGUCAUUUAACAUUAGAUUUGGACGGUUGUACGACUCGUACCAGCUGAGAAGUUUAUAACAACGGCAAUUAAAAUCAAGGAUAAUUUAUAAAUCGACCCCUGUAACAUUGUAAGGUGAGGCGUAGAAUGCUGACGCAGUUAUCUUUGGUAUAUUUACUGCUGCUUUUUUCUCCGGUUUUAAAUCUAAACUGGCAGGCAAGACCCGAUGAAUGUGGUCGAAAAUAUGCUGGGAUCGACACCCAAAUCGUUGGGGGAGAACCCGCAGAGGAAUAUGCCUGGCCCUGGCAGGUCGCUAUGUUGGAAAAUGGAGAACAGAUUUGUGGGGCAUCCUUAAUCGACCCAUGGUGGGUCAUUACGGCUGCUCAUUGUGUUGACCCAUGUUACCUUUGCGAGCCGCACGUCUUCGAGUUCCUCGCUGGCUCCAUCAGCCUGACUUCCGAGACCAAUUCCACCCAGGUCCGCCGCGCGUCCAGAAUCUUCACUCAUCCCGAGUUCGAUCUACUCGGUGAUGAGGAGGUCGAUCAUGAUAUUGCCCUGUUCAUGAUGUCGGAGCCUUUCAAUCUCACUGAAGAUUAUCGAGUAAAUACCAUCUGUCUUCCAACGAGGGAUAUGGACGAUGAGUUCGGCGCAGGGAAGACCGCGACGGUCACAGGUUGGGGGACUCUUGAGAGUGGAGAAUCCGACUAUCCGGAUACGAUGUAUCAGGUGGAUGUUCCCAUUUACGACCAGGAGCAAUGCAACAAAUCACUAAAUGGCGAAAUAACUGAUAACAUGAUUUGCGCUGGCUUGCCGGAAGGAGGAGUCGAUGCUUGCCAGGGUGACAGUGGUGGCCCCCUGGUAUCACUUGGAGGGGUUAAUAACGACCAGUAUUACCUGAUUGGUAUUGUGAGCUGGGGUGAAGGGUGUGGUGAUCCGGACUCGCCCGGUGUAUAUACCAGAGUAACUCGCUUCGAAAGCUGGAUCCUACCUAUCUUUAACAACAACUACACCUUAGAUUCAUAUGUUCCAUGCGUUUGUCCACAACCAUUGUCAUCGGCUGUGAUAGGGGGACUGACUUCUUUGUCGUUACUUUUAGCCGUUUCGAUAGGCUUCAAUACAGCCCUCAUUAUCAUGUGGAAAAAGAACAAAAACAAAGGAGUCCAAGAUAGCCAAAAGGGAGACAUUGGGCACACGUUGACAGACAAAGAAUGAAAUGAGGAUGGAACACACGAGACCACCCCAUCCCAUUCCCCAAGAGAUGAUCGGGGAUUUGAUAGGUGGUGCCCGCGCGCCCCCACCACCAUCCAUUUACUCAUCAUUUACAGUAUGUAAUUUUGCAGGGUAGUCGUAACCCCACGGAAUUCACUAGUUCUGUUAUGAGAACGUUUUCAUGUUAUACUUAUUUUCAUAUUGUACUACACAUUUUUAUGAUCCACUGCUGACAGAAAUUGAUCAGCUUAUUCGUAUUUCCUUUCAUUUAUGUUUAUAAUAACGGUUAUUAUGUCUGUUUUGUGAUAAAUUGUAAUUUAUAUGCUGGCAGAAUUGUUAAUUUUUGCUAAGAUAGUAGUUUUUUAUGACAGACGAUGGCUCAGUUUGUUGCUUUUGCGAAAGUCCGAGAAUAUUCUCGAAUUCUGACCCGUCGAAUAUUAGGUUUUCUUUUUGAUCCAGAUAGUCGUUCUUGUUCAUAUUGCAAAAGUGCAAUACAAAAUCAGUUUCUGACGAAACAGCACUUAUAAUCAUUUAAAUUGUUAAUAUACGUUAAAUCUGAUUUAAAAUAGCAAUGUUCGUUUUAAUGAUUUCAUGUAGAAUAAUGCCUCUUUGUGUUUUGUGUUUAUUAUUUGUCAUUAAUAAAGAAGGUAGUCAUGUAUCGUA